This is a messenger RNA of Cajanus cajan (pigeon pea), 996 nucleotides long. RefSeq lists its product as uncharacterized. Gene Ontology annotation, molecular function: structural constituent of cytoskeleton. The record is from RefSeq and is a predicted model, not a curated record. NCBI's taxonomy places the organism in Eukaryota, Viridiplantae, Streptophyta, Magnoliopsida, Fabales, Fabaceae. Gene Ontology annotation, cellular component: cytoskeleton.
AUGGCACAGAGAGAGGAAGAGAUAUCUCGACUUUGGAGGGAGCGCGUAAGUUUUAAAGAAGAAGCUUUUAUACAUGCCAAGGCUUUAACAACUGAAGUUGAAAAAUUGAGAGUAGAGUUGGAGUUACAAAUUGAACGAAACCAAAAAGAAUAUUCAGAAAGCCUAGCCAAGAUGGAAAAUCUAAACGCAAAGUUAGAAACAAGGGUGGCAGAUCAGGAGGAAAUGAUAAAGAAGCUAACAGAAACCACUGAGCAAAUAAACGCAGAAAACAAACAAGCCAAGUCUUGGUCGAGUAAGGUGGAGUUAUGUCAGCAAUCAUCUGAAAGGAAAAUGGAAGAUUUGGCAGAGAAGUUCCAAAAGAUAAUGGAAGACAACAAUCGCGUAUUGAACCAAAGGAUUCAUGUGGUGAAACAACUGAAUAACGAAAACAAAGAGAGUCACAAAAUGACAAAAAGGUACGAGGAAGAUAAGAAAAAGCUUGGAGAGAGAAUUGAAUCUUUACCAAUAGAGGUUAAUCUAAAAGGGUUAGAACUUGGUGCACUAAAUUUGGCUGUAGGGAAGCUUGAAGAGCGUAAAGAUCAUGUUUUGGGGCUUGUGUCUAAAAUGUUGGGGGAAGUUGAGUUUGCAAAGGAUUGGGUAAGGGAGGGAAAAAAUGAAACAAAAGAGCUAAAAGACAAGGUGGAUUGGCUUACAAUGUUAUUGGAUGAGAAAAAAGAGCAAGAGAAGUUGUUGAGAAAGAAUGUGUGGAAGUUAGAAGCUAAGUUGAGCAAAGAAGGUGGGGAGAAAUUAAACCUCAUGAAAGUUGUGAAACAACUUGAAAGGAAAGUGUCAAAGUUGGAAAAGAUUCUUAGAGACAAGGAUGAGGAGUUGGUUAGCAUUGCAGAGAAGAAGCGCGAAGCAAUAAGGCAACUUUGUUUUCUUAUUGAGUUCCAUCGCAAUCGUUUUGUUUAUCUAAAGGAAUCGAUGUCAAAGAGAGGGGUUAAUGACAAAAAAUGA